Nerophis ophidion (straightnose pipefish) is the source of this 5875-nucleotide messenger RNA. Its product is annotated as proteasome activator complex subunit 4B-like. The coding region runs from base 661 to 3762 and encodes 1033 amino acids. The transcript is spliced from 27 exons. Gene Ontology annotation, molecular function: peptidase activator activity; proteasome binding. Gene Ontology annotation, biological process: proteasomal ubiquitin-independent protein catabolic process. The record is from RefSeq and is a predicted model, not a curated record. Gene Ontology annotation, cellular component: spermatoproteasome complex; cytosol; nucleus. NCBI's taxonomy places the organism in Eukaryota, Metazoa, Chordata, Actinopteri, Syngnathiformes, Syngnathidae.
CAGUAGUCGAGACGAGACGUAACAAAUGCAUGGAUAAUGAUCUCAGCGUCUUUAGUGGAAAGAAUGGAGAGAAUUUUAGCGAUAUUACGGAGAUGAAAGAAGGCCGUUUUAGUAACGCUUUUAAUGUGUGACUCAGAGAGAGUUGGGUCAAAGAUAAUACCCAGAUUCUUUACCGUGUCGCCUUGUUUAAUUGUUUGGUUGUCAAAUGUUAGAGUUGUAUUAUUAAAUAGAGGUCGGUGUCUAGCAGGACCGAUAAUCAGCAUUUCCGUUUUUUUGGCGUUAAGUUGCAAAAAGUAAUAAUAAUACGUUACAGUAAUCGAGGCGAGACAUAACAAACGCAUGGAUAAUGAUCUCAGCGUCUUUAGUGGAAAGAAUGGAGAGAAUUUUAGCGAUAUUACGGAGAUGAAAGAAGGCCGUUUUAGUAACGCUUUUAAUGUUUGACUCAAAGGAGAGAGUUGGGUCAAAGAUAAUACCCAGAUUCUUUACCGUGUCGCCUUGUUUAAUUGUUUGGUUGUCAAAUGUUAGAGUUGUAUUAUUAAAUAGAGGUCGGUGUCUAGCAGGAUCGAUAAUCAGCAUUUCCGUUUUUUUUGGCGUUAAGUUGCAAAAAGUAAUAAUAAUACGUUACAGUAAUCGAGGCGAGACGUAACAAACGCAUGGAUAAUGAUCUCAGGGUCUUUAUGUGUAAUGUGUAACCUAACUCACAGGGAGGAGCUAUUGCAGAGCCUUGCAAUCGUGCAGCACUGCCUCCUGGGGGCUGGCAGCAUGCUUCCCCCACUGGAUGGACCUCACGUCGCUGACCUAGUGCCCUCCAUGGUGAACCUCGGGAAGGUCAAACUGCACAUCGGCGUGGACUACGAUGAUGCACGGGAGAACUACAGAGUGUCCAUCUGCCACACCAUGAGGCUGCUGCUGCAUCACAUCCUGGAACACACGGAGGACGACACCAAGUCGCUGUUUGUCGUCAUUAAGAUCAUCAGCGACCUCAUGUUUUUCCGAGGCACUCGCAAAAAGGAGUUUGACUCGCGCUGGAAGAGCUUCACUCUUGUCAAGAAGUCCAUGGAAAACCGGCUUCACGGGAAUAAGCAGCACAUUCGGGCGCUGCUCGUCGACCGCGUUCUGCUGCAGCACGAGAUGAGGAAACUGGUGGUCGAGGGCAGAGAGUAUAAAGAAGUCCACCAGAAGCUGCUGUGUGAUCUUCUGCUGCUGUCCACCAGCACCUACAGCCAGGUCCGGAGCAGGGCCCAGAAUGUGCUGACCACCGCACUGAUCACCUUCAGCUUCUCCCACCGAGACAUGAUACCCAGAAUUGUGCAACUGCUGUCCCCACAACACACGGACGGCACACAGCAGCAGUUGAAGGGGGCGCUGUACUGCCUUCUGGCGGCAUACAGCAGUGUUAGCCUGGUGAGGGACUGGGACUGCGUCGGCACCAUGUGGCCCGCCCUGGUCCGCUGUGGACUCUCGCCUGCGAUGACCCUGGAGGAGCACUCGGUGGGGCAGGUCCUGGAUGACAUCAUCGACAGGAUUCAUCGGCAGCACGACACCAUCGGCAUACUUUUCACUGUAUCAGAGAGUUGCGUGGAAAUAGCCAAACAAAUCGCACGCUCUAGGGAGACGGCCACCGUAGAGGAGCUGAAGGAGGGGCUUCAACGCCAGCAAAUCAGAAAUGUUGUAAAUGCACGGAAAUAUGAGAAGCUGGUUAAUGACCUCUUGGACUGCCUUGAAGACCGAGAGCUGCCCUGGAAGUUUGAGCACAUGGCCACAGAUUUGUUGUCUCUACUGCUGAGGGAUGAUCACCCGCUGCCGCCGGACGCCGUCCUGUACUUCACUCAGGGCCUGGUUCAUGACUCCAUUAGCAUACGCAAGGUUUCAAUUGCUGCAAUGGCUGGGAUCCUAAAACAGCUCAAGAGACCCAGAAAAAAAGUAGCAGUGAAGCCAUCAGAUAUUGGGGGCGUGGCCGAUCCUGAGGGCUGGUGGGCAGGGGACCGCCAGGCCAAUCGCUGGCUGCAGUACAACAGCAACAACCUGCCCCUCAGCGAGGAGCAGUGGGACUCUCAGCUACACGUGGAGAAAACACACGUGGGCUACUACUCCUGGCCAAGAGAAAUGAUGAUCUAUGCACCUUCGCAAAAGCUUAAAGAUGACCUGCCCUAUGAGGAGAUGAGCGAAGCCGAAAAGAUCAUCUCUGAAUAUUUCUCUGACCCGGAGUUCCUUGAGCAGCUUAUAGAGUUUCUCUCUUUAGAGGACCGCAAAGGAAAAGACAGCUUCAACCCACGACGCUUCUGUCUCUUUAAGGGCCUGUUUCGUAACUAUGGCGACGUCUUCCUGCCGCUCCUGUGGCCCCACCUGGAGCAGCUGGCGGCCGAUCCCCACGAGAGCUCGCAGCGAUGUCUCUGCGAAAUCACGGCCGGACUCAUCAGAGGCAGCAAACUGUGGAGUUUCAGCAAGGUGGAUAAGUUGUGGCAACUUCUGUGCCCGCUGAUCAGCACGGCCUUGACCAACAUCACCAUGGAAACCUUCACUGAUUGGGGAACUUGCAUCGCCACUGCUUGUGAGGGGCGGGACCCCAGGAAGCUCCACUGGCUCCUUGAGCUCCUGAUGGAAAGCCCGCUCGUCGGCGAGGGAAGCUCCUUCCGAGAUGCCAGUCUGCUGUACGUGCUUCAAGGCGGGCUGGCCCAGCAGCAAUGGCGGGUGUCAGAACUGCUGCACAGGCUGCUGGCUUACCUGGAACCUAAACUCACGCAGGUGUACAAGAAUGUGCGGGAGCGCAUCGGCAGUGUGCUGACCUAUAUCUUCAUGAUGGACGUGGCCCUGCCCCACACGCAGCCCACCUCCUCCCCCCACGUGGCAGACUUCGUCACUCGGGUCCUAGAGCGGCUCAAGCCCCUCACGUCAGAGGCGGAGAUCCGCACCCACGUGCACGAGGAGAACACCCCGGAGACGGAGGACGAGCACACCCAGGCUGUCAAGCUGCUCAAAACGGUCUUAAAAUGGUUGAUGGCCAGCGCGGGGCGAACUUUCACCACGCCGGUUCAGCAGCAGCUUCAACUGCUGCCUCUGCUCUUCAAAAUUGCCCCGGUGGAGAUUGAUGAGAGUUAUGAUGAGAUGAAGCAGGAUGCUCGCACGUGCCUCUCUCUGAUGUCCCAGGGCCUGCUCUAUCCUCAGCACAUCGCUCUUGUCCUGGCAGCUCUGGAAGAGAUGGCAGGCAGCAAGUCAUGGCAUGCACGCUACUCGGUGCUGACCUACCUGCAGGUUAUGGUCUUCUACAACUUAUUUACGCUGCUCAGCGUGCCUGUGGAGGUGCAGCGCAUACGUAAGAUGGUGAUGCGCCUGCUGCUGGACGAGCAACUCGAGGUGAGGGACAUGGCGGCCACUACCCUGAGCGGUUUGCUGCAGUGCCACUUCUUCCCUCUCGACCGCAUGCUGCAGACACAACUCCAGACGCUGAGUCAGAUGCGCCUCCCCAAGGCCAGAGGAGAGCUGACUUCUACAGAUUUGGUGCGGCGUCACGCCGGAGUGUUGGGACUCGGCGCGUGCAUCCUGUCCAGCCCUUACGACGUCCCCGCCUGGAUGCCCCAGAUCCUCAUGGACUUGAGCGACCACCUCAACGACCCGCAGCCCAUCGAGAUGACGGUGAAGAAGACCUUGUCGGAGUUCAGGCGCACGCACCACGACAACUGGCAGGAGCACCGCCAGCGCUUCACCGACGACCAGCUGCUGGUCCUCACCGACCUGCUGGUGUCGCCGUGCUACUACGCCUAGACGCCGACGCUUUUGUUCGUCCGAUCUGUCACGCUGACAUUUUGACGACGGGGGCGUGCCUGUGAGAAAAUGCUGAGUCGGCGUUGGAUUGCAGGUGUCAUGCACUUUUAAGAACAGAUGUCAUAUUUCUGGCCAUGCUUGUACUGUACUUACUGUACAGCAUUAUUAUACAGAACAUGUGAUAUUCAUCCUUUCAUUAUGGAAUAUGGACAAUACAUAUUUUAUUUAUACUCUAAUGUUAGAGUAUAGGACUCAGAUGCAGAGGUGGGGAGUAAUAUGGCGGGCUUUUAUUUUGAAAAGUUUUUAGGUCUGCAAUUAUUCCACAUCAAAUAUUCCACUUCGAAAGUUUUUGGGGAGGAAAUGUUGCAUAUUUUUUAGUUAUUGUCAUAAAAAUGGGUUGUUUUAUUUUUUUUAAAUCAAAAAUAGCGUAAAACAUGAAAAAAUUAUAUUGACAGAUCUGAAUAAAACAUUAUUAAUGUCAUAAAACAUGAAUUAAAAAAAAAAUCAACAUUAGUAUUUAUUUUUAUUUGUCAUGUUUUACGCUAUUUUUGGUUUAAAAAAAAAAAACGUAAUUUUUAUGGUGGAAUAUUUGAUGUGAAAUAAUUGUAGACCUAAAAACACUUAAAAUUUACGUUUUUAUUUUUGUUUUGUUUUUAACAAAAAUAGCAUAAAACAUGAAAAAAUUAUAUUGACAGAUCUGAAUAAAACAUUAUUAAUGUCAUAAAACAUGAAUUAAAAAAAAAAUCAACAUUAGUAUUUAUUUUUAUUUUUCAUGUUUUACGCUAUUUUUGGUUUAAAAAAAAAACGUAAUUUUUAUGGUGGAAUAUUUGAUGUGAAAUAAUUGUAGACCUAAAAACACUUAAAAUUUACGUUUUUAUUUUUGUUUUGUUUUUAACAAAAAUAGCAUAAAACAUGAAAAAAUUAUAUUGACAGAUCUGAAUAAAACAUUAUUAAUGUCAUAAAACAUGAAUUACAAAAAAAAUCAACAUUAGUAUUUAUUUUUAUUUUUCAUGUUUUACGCUAUUUUUGGUUUAAAAAAAAAACGUAAUUUUUAUGGUGGAAUAUUUGAUGUGAAAUAAUUGUAGACCUAAAAACACUUAAAAUUUACGUUUUUAUUUUUGUUUUGUUUUUAACAAAAAUAGCAUAAAACAUGAAAAAAUUAUAUUGACAGAUCUGAAUAAAACAUUAUUAAUGUCAUAAAACAUGAAUUAAAAAAAAAAUCAACAUUAGUAUUUAUUUUUAUUUUUCAUGUUUUACGCUAUUUUUGGUUUAAAAAAAAAACGUAAUUUUUAUGGUGGAAUAUUUGAUGUGAAAUAAUUGUAGACCUAAAACACUUAAAAUUUACGUUUUUAUUUUUGUUUUGUUUUUAACAAAAAUAGCGUAAAACAUGAAAAAAUUAUAUUGACAGAUCUGAAUAAAACAUUAUUAAUGUCAUAAAACAUGAAUUAAAAAAAAAAUCAACAUUAGUAUUUAUUUUUAUUUUUCAUGUUUUACGCUAUUUUUGGUUUAAAAAAAAAAAACGUAAUUUUUAUGGUGGAAUAUUUGAUGUGAAAUAAUUGUAGACCUAAAACACUUAAAAUUUACGUUUUUAUUUUUGUUUUGUUUUUAACAAAAAUAGCAUAAAACAUGAAACAAUUAUAUUGACAGAUCUGAAUAAAACAUUAUUAAUGUCAUAAAACAUGAAUUAAAAAAAAAUUCAACAUAAGUAUUUAUUUUUAUUUUUCAUGUUUUGCGCUAUUUUUGGUAAAAAAAAAAAAAAAAACGUAAUUUUUAUGGUGGAAUAUUUUAUGUGAAAUAAUUGUAGACCUAAAAACACUUAAAAUUUACGUUUUUAUUUUUGUUUUGUUUUUAACAAAAAUAGCAUAAAACAUGAAAAAAUUAUAUUGACAGAUCUGAAUAAAAUAAUGUCAUAAAACAUGAAUUUAAAAAAAAAUUCAACAUAAGUAUUUAUUUUUAACAAAAAUCAUAUUUGAUGACAAUAAUAAUGUUCUAUUCAGAUCUGUCAAUAUUAUUUUUUCAUGUUUUACGCUAUUUUUGAUUUUUUUUUUAAAUAAAACAACCCAUUUUUAUGACAAUAACUAAAAAAAAUGCAACAUUUCCUCCCAAAAAAAAC